Eimeria tenella is the source of this 1656-nucleotide messenger RNA. RefSeq lists its product as uncharacterized. The record is from RefSeq and is a predicted model, not a curated record. The transcript is spliced from 3 exons. Lineage: Eukaryota; Apicomplexa; Conoidasida; Eucoccidiorida; Eimeriidae. The coding region runs from base 1 to 1656 and encodes 551 amino acids.
AUGUAUGACGUGGCCGACGAUUUGGACCGGCAAAGAGAAGCCUCGUAUAAUGCAAUGUUGGCCUUAAUAGAAAAAGAAGAAGAUGCGCGGCAGGCGCAGAAGGCCCAGGGCCCUGCUGCAGCAGCAGCAGCAGCAGCUUUCCGCAGCAGCAGCGCAGCAGCAGCAGCACCGGCGCUUUCCCCAGCCCGCUGGGGCCCCCCGGACCCUCAGCUGGACUGCGAGGGGCCCCUGGGGCCCCCCAGUGCUGCAGUUGACUCCGCAGCUCAAAUUCUUUCUCUUUUUGAAGACAAAAGCAAACCCCAAACUCCCACUUCUUUUUCCAAACUCUGGGGCCCCACGGAGGCCCACGAACUGGACCCUUUCGAGCCAUUUGAGGGGCCCCUGGGGGCCCCCGAGGGCCCCCAGCAGUUUACCACCAAACGGAAAGGGACACCCUGGGGCCCCCAAGGGGGCCCCCCUGGGGGCCCCCCUGGGGGCCCCCUUGGGGGGCCCCCUGGGGGCCCCUCGCUGUCAAGUGCCAUUAGGGCACUGGAGGGCCUCGCGGGCUGUAGGCAGCUGCGCGGGGAGCAGCUGAGAGAAGACCCUCGCUUUGCAACUUUGCUGUCCAUCUUGGAAGCAAACUUGAGAAGAGAAGUCAGCAGCAGCAGCAGCAGCAGCAGCGAGGACGCCCGCAGCAGCAACAAGGGCGACACCCGCUGCAGCGGCAGGGAUGGCCCCAGCAGCGCCACUCGAGAUAACAGCAGCAGCUCUGAAAGGAACGCCAGCAGCUGCAGCAGCAACAGUCAACCCAGCAGCAGCAGCAGCAGCAGCAGCAACGUAAGUGUGGAGGACCUGUGCAGCAUAGCCCGUGCUGUGGCUCGUCUGCAGCUGCAGGUGGGCACUGACAAUUUGCUGCGGUCUUUGGUGCUGCUAGGAAUGGCAAGAGCAGCAGAAUUUGGACUUUUUGCUGCUGCAGACUUUUUGCUGUCUCUCGCAGCAGCAGCAACAGCAACCUACAGGCCCAUACAGAAAACUAUUCUCAAGGCCUUCAGGAAGCACUGGGCCGACGCUUUCCUUGCUGCUGUUGCUGCUGUUGCUGCUGCUGCUGCUGCCCGCAGCAGCAGCAGCAGCAGCAGCAGCAGCGGCCAGCGCGCCCCAGCGGGCGCUGACUUGCGCCGCGUGCUGCUGCUGCUGCUGCCGCUAUUUGCUGCUCAUGAUGCACUGGGAGAAGAAAUGCCAGUUUGUUUAGAGGCACUUGUCAGCAGCGGCUUGUGGGCAGCAGCAGCAAGGGAAGCAGCAGCAGCAGCAGCAGCAGCAGCAGCACUCGGGCCAGGGGAGCUGGUGGCAGCAGCAGCAACAGCUGCUGCUGCUCCGCAGCUGCAGCAAAACAGGGAGUUCUGGGCGGACAUCCGAGCAGCAGCAAAACGCCACGCGCAAACCCUAAACCCUAGAGAUGCCAUAACACUGUGUUCAAUUCUCGACCAGGUGGGCGAGGACUACACGGAUGUGCUGCUGCGCUCGUGGCAGCUGCUGCAGGAGCAGCUGCCGCUGCUGCCUUCUUCAAGUGUCUUUACAGCAGCAAGUCUUGCUGCUGCUGCUGCUGCUAAGCAGCCGAAGCUGCUGCAGCUCCUCUCGCUGCUGAGGCAGCAGCUGCUGCUCCGAGCAGCUAAUUCUUGA